AUGGCCCAUAAUGGACUUGGGAUCUUCAUCCUCAUCAUCAUUUUACUCCUUGAUCAAAGCCAGCCUGCCAAACUAAAAGCCAGAAAACACAGCAAACGUAGAGUGAAAGAAAAGGAUGGUGACCUGAAAACACAGGUGGAGAAGCUCUGGAGAGAAGUAAAUACCUUGAAGGAAAUGCAAGCCCUGCAGAUAGUCUGUCUCCGAGGAGUGAAAGUACACAAAAAGUGCUACCUGGCAUCUGAUAUCUCCAAGCACUUCCAUGAGGCAAACGAGGACUGCAUUUCCAAAGGUGGGACCCUGGUCAUUCCCAGGAACAGUGAUGAAACCAAUGCCCUACGAGACUAUGGAAAAAAAAGUCUGCCAGGUGUUAAUGAUUUUUGGCUGGGGAUUAAUGACAUGGUCAAUGAAGGCAAAUUUGUUGAUGUCAAUGGUGUUGCCAUUACCUUCCUGAAUUGGGAUCAUGCACAGCCCAAUGGCGGGAAGAGGGAAAACUGUGCCCUGUUCUCCCAGGCAGCUCAAGGAAAGUGGAGUGAUGAGUCAUGUCGGAGCAGCAAGAGAUACAUAUGUGAAUUCAUCAUUCCCUAG
Vombatus ursinus (common wombat) is the source of this 585-nucleotide messenger RNA. It is a transcript of the gene CLEC3A, whose product is annotated as C-type lectin domain family 3 member A. The transcript is spliced from 3 exons. Bases 1 to 585 code for a protein of 194 amino acids. The record is from RefSeq and is a predicted model, not a curated record. NCBI's taxonomy places the organism in Eukaryota, Metazoa, Chordata, Mammalia, Diprotodontia, Vombatidae.